Salvelinus namaycush (lake trout) is the source of this 4746-nucleotide messenger RNA. Its product is annotated as A disintegrin and metalloproteinase with thrombospondin motifs 18-like. Gene Ontology annotation, cellular component: extracellular matrix. Bases 1 to 4746 code for a protein of 1581 amino acids. Lineage: Eukaryota; Metazoa; Chordata; Actinopteri; Salmoniformes; Salmonidae. Gene Ontology annotation, biological process: proteolysis; extracellular matrix organization. The record is from RefSeq and is a predicted model, not a curated record. The transcript has 28 exons. Gene Ontology annotation, molecular function: metalloendopeptidase activity.
AUGACGGUAACCUCCCAGCCCCUCAGUAACCCGGCUGUUAGCAGCACGACCUCCCUGGCCACCCCAGUUUCCCGGCAACCCCGCUUACCUCCCCCGGAACGCUUCGCUGGAGAGUCAGGAACCUGUCGGGCAUUUCUCGCGCAGUGUUCUCUCAUCAUCGAGCUGCAGCCCUCCUCCUUCCCCUCGGACCACUCGAAGAUAGCUCUGGAGGAGUUCGUGGCAGAGGUGAAGAAGGUUUUUGAUUCUCCAUUGUCCAGGAAAGAGGCUGUCCGGAAGUUACUCCAGCUUCGGCAAGACUCCCGCAGUGUGGCAAACUAUGCGGUGGAUUUACGCACAAUGGAAGACCCAGGCUCACCGGUAGGGGCGAGUACUCUGGUGGACCAUACAGAUAACUUUUCCUCUCCCCUUACUCACAGCCCUUUCCAUGCCAUCCUGCUGUGGGGGAACCAGUCGAAAUAUCUCCGGGUGCUCAUCGACUCUGGGGCUGAUGAGAGUUUUAUGGAUGCUACCCUGGCAUCUGAGCUGAGCAUCCCCACUCAGUCCCUCUCCAUUCCCAUGGAUCGACACAAUCCCCUCAUUGACUGGACUGCUGGUGCUCUCAUGGGCUGGAGCCCAUUCUGCCAUGCCCAUUGCCUGAAGUCAGCGCAGCCUGCCCCGGGACGUCUUCCGGUGGGCUCAGAAGUUGCCCCGGACCUCUCUGCCAUACCCAGGGAGUACCAGGACCACCGGGAGGUUUUUUACACCAGGAUCUUCUUUGUGGAGAAGAAGGACAAAACCUUGCACCCGUGCAUCGACUACCGGGGCCUCAAUGACAUCACGGUGAAGAAUCGGCCUUCGAGCCACUCCAGGGGACCACCGUUUUCUCGAACGCCUACCACCUGGUGCGGAUACAUGGCCAGCAGUCACUACGAAUAUCUGGUCAUGCCAUUUGGCCUUACCAACGCUCCAGCUGUGUUCCAGGCCUUGGUCAAUUACGUUCUCCGUGACAUGUUGAACCGGUUGAAUCUUCGUCUACCUCGUUCGUGGUGGAGUCCGAUGCUUCGCAUGUCGGAGUGGGGGCAUGUCCUAUCCCAGCGUUCUGCCCUGGACCUCAAGUUACAUCCCUGCGCCUUUUUCUCCCAUCGCCUCAACACCACGGAGAGGAAUUACGAUGUGGGGAACCAUGAGUUUCUCGUGGUGAAGAUGGCAUUGGAGGAGUGGAGACACUGCCCCCACUCUUCCUGGAACAAGAGGAAGAGGUCGGCAUACCCUCGGCCCAGAUAUUACGUGUUUGUGACGCCAAUUGAGGUGGAUGCUCAGGGUGGGUAUGUGUCUCACGAUAUGCUGCGGCGAGGCCGGCAGAAGAGGUCCCUGCCGUCCAUGGGGGGCCCUGUACACUACAGACUAUCUGCCUUCGGGUGGGACAUGCACCUGGACUUACAGCCUUCCAUGGUAGUGGCAGAGGGCUUCACAGUACAGGUACUGGGGACAGAGGGCAUCACCACAUUGGCACAGGAGCCAGCCCAUCAGGACUGCUUGUAUCAGGGAUUUAUACGCAACCUCACAGCUUCCUCUGCAGCCAUAUCUACAUGUUCUGGCUUGUCAGGUCUGAUCCGGAUGUCUGAUGAUGAGUACUUCAUCGCCCCCUUGCCCCAGCACCUAGCUGCAGAACACAACUACAGCUCCCCGAGUGGACACCACCCACACGUGGUCUACAAACGCUCGGCUGAACACAAAGUCCAUGGUGGCCAGGGAUCUAUCCACAACUCGCAACCUGACAACCCAUAUCUACAGCACCAUCACCAGCAUCACCACGACUACCAGCACGGGAAGCUGCAGAGACAACACUUCUGUGGACGCCGCAAGCAAUACACUCCCAAGCCCCCUGCUGAGGAUCGUCUCGUCAUGCCUGAUGAGUUUGAGCUCCCAGGCAGGGCGAAGCGAUCACCCAUCACAUCGAACAAGGUGGGGGGCCUGAAUGUGGAAACGCUGGUGGUGGCAGACAGGAAGAUGCUGGAGAAACACGGCAGAGAGAACGUCACCACCUACGUCCUCACUGUUAUGAACAUGGUUUCCAGCCUUUUCAAAGACGGCACCAUCGGAACUGAUAUCAACAUUGUGGUGGUCAGCCUGCUUCUUCUAGAGCAAGAUCCACUCGGCCUGUCCAUCAACCACCACGCCGACCAGUCUCUCAACAGUUUCUGCCAGUGGCAGUCGGGCCUGAUCGGGAAGCGCCACGACCAUGCCGUGCUCCUCACCGGCCUGGACAUCUGCUCUUGGAAGAACGAGCCAUGUGACACCCUGGGUUUUGCUCCUAUAAGUGGAAUGUGUAGUAAAUACCGGAGCUGUACGAUUAAUGAAGACACAGGACUGGGCUUAGCUUUCACCAUCGCUCAUGAAUCGGGCCACAAUUUUGGGAUGAUCCAUGAUGGAGAGGGGAAUCCUUGUCGGAAAGCAGAAGGAAACAUCAUGUCUCCAACCCUGGCAGGAAACAACGGGGUCUUCUCCUGGUCUGCCUGUAGUCGCCAAUACCUCAGCCGCUUCCUUGGAACAGCUCAAGCAUCGUGUCUGGUGGAUGAGCCCAGGCAGAUUGGGCAGUAUAAAUACCCAGAGAAGCUCCCAGGCCAGCUUUAUGAUGCUGACACACAGUGCAAGUGGCAGUUUGGCUCCAAGGCUAAACUGUGCAACCUGGACUUUGUCAAGGACAUCUGUAAGUCACUGUGGUGCCACAGGACAGGUCACCGGUGUGAGACCAAGUUCAUGCCCGCUGCCGAGGGCACCAGCUGUGGGACUGACAUGUGGUGUCGGCGAGGCCAGUGUGUGAAGUAUGGUGACCACGGUCCGAGAGCUGUCAACGGUCAGUGGUCAGGAUGGUUUGAGUGGUCGGACUGUUCCAGGACCUGUGGGGGAGGGGUUAUGUACAGGGAGCGAUCCUGCAGCAGCCCCAGGCCACAACACAACGGGAAGUUUUGCCAGGGCUCCGCUCGUCUCAACCAGCUGUGUAACACAAAGCCGUGCCAGCCAAGCGGAGUGGACUUCCGUGCCCAGCAGUGUGCUGAGUACAACAGCAAACCCUUCAGGGGCUGGUACUACAAAUGGAAGCCCUACACCAAGGUGGAAGCUGAGGAUAUCUGCAAGCUGUACUGCAUCGCUGAGGACUUUGCCUUCUUCUUUGCCAUGGCCAGCAAAGUCAAGGAUGGGACAUCCUGCUCAGACCACAGAGGUGACGUGUGCAUCGAAGGAGUCUGUGAGCCGGUGGGUUGUGACCAGGUCCUGGGCUCUAAGGCAACUCUGGAUGCCUGUGGAGUUUGUAGAGGGGACAACUCCACCUGCAAGUUCUUCAAAGGCCAUUACGUCCUCCAGCACAGAGCAAACGAAUACUACGCCAUGGUGACCAUCCCACCUGGAGCACGGAGCAUCCAUGUUCAGGAGAUGGAGAUCUCCACCAGCUACCUGGCUGUACGCACCCUGAAGAGGAAGUACUAUCUGACAGGGGACUGGACAGUGGACUGGCCUGGAAAGUUCCAGUUCGGUGGGACGGUGUUUGACUAUCAGCGCUCUUUCAACCGCCCAGAGAGCCUGUACACGGCUGGACCCACUAAUGAGACCCUGGUCUUUGAAAUCCUGCUGCAGGGUAAGAACCCGGGUGUGGUGUGGGAGUACACCUUGCCUCGCAGUGAAAGGAAACCCAACUACACAUGGGGAGUGGUUCGCUCCGACUGCUCUGCCCCGUGUGCUGGAGGUCAGAUCUCGACAAAGGCCAUCUGUUUGCAAGAUCAGCGGACCCAAGUCAACUCGACACAGUGCAACCCUCAGACCAGACCAGUGCUCAGCUCUCACCUGUGCAACACGCAGCCCUGCCCAGCCUACUGGACGACAGGGAACUGGGGGCCCUGCAGUCAGUCCUGUGGGGGCGGCCAACAGACACGUCACCUCCAGUGCUUGCGCAAGGUGACGUACCAGCGGGAGGAGGUGGUGGCUCACUCCCUGUGCCCCGUCAUCGCCCCAGCCCAGGUGCAGCCUUGCCACACCCAGGCUUGCCCACCUGAGUGGAGCUCUGGGGCCUGGUCACAGUGUUCCAAGUCGUGUGGGCGUGGGAUGAGGAAGCGCGGCGUGUUCUGCAGAAGCACUGACCCCGGAGCAAAGGCUGUGGUGGUGCCGGACAGUAUGUGUAAGCCACACCUCAAACCCAAGGCCCAAGAGACUUGCGUUCUGCGUCGCUGCCCCAAAAAUGACCGGCUGCAGUGGUUCACAACACCCUGGGGCGAGUGCUCCACAUCCUGUGGCCCAGGUGUCAGAAGGAGAGAGCUGCGUUGUGGGGAGAGGGAUUCACAGGGGGACUACACAGACUUCCCUAUGAGAAGGUGCAGGAACCUUCCCAAACCCUCUGGGGAUCUCCAGCAGACCUGCAGCAGGGGGCCGUGCCCAGAGCCUCGACUUGUCGUCCCAGGAAGGACAGCCAGUGCAGUGGUCCUGGGCUGGUACUCUUCUCCUUGGCAGCAGUGUUCUGUAUCCUGUGGGGGAGGGGUACAGUCCCGUUCUAUCCAGUGUCUGAGACAGGGACGUCCUGCAGCUGGUUGCCUGAACCACCAGAGAUCUGUAACAUCCCGGGCCUGCAACACACACUUCUGUCCUGUCUCUCCGUCAGACGAACCGUCCUGUGUUGACUUCUUCAGCUGGUGUCACCUGGUUCCUCAGCACAGUGUGUGCAAUCACAAGUUCUACGGACAGCAGUGCUGCAAGUCCUGCAGUGGCAAAAAGAUAUAA